Messenger RNA from Prosopis cineraria, 1974 nucleotides. RefSeq names its product zinc finger CCCH domain-containing protein 67-like. The record is from RefSeq and is a predicted model, not a curated record. Lineage: Eukaryota; Viridiplantae; Streptophyta; Magnoliopsida; Fabales; Fabaceae. The transcript has 6 exons. Gene Ontology annotation, molecular function: mRNA binding; metal ion binding. The coding region runs from base 296 to 1789 and encodes 497 amino acids.
GCAUACGGUUAUAGCAUAUCCCUUGACCCGUACAAAAUUACGGGCAAUUACGAGCUAAAAAAUAUGAAAACAACGAAACUGUAGUAGUGUUCAGAGUUCAGACACCCCAUCAAAGGCCAAAAAGCAACGCCCGUUUUUCUUCGUUCGUUCACUUCUGUGUUCACACUAGACACUUCGAACUGCUUACUUCUCAGUUCUCUGUCAAAACAUAAGAGCUCCCCCGACCUAAAUCUAUUCAAGUUCUUUUUCAGUAAUCUCUGUUGUCACUUAUUAGGGUUUGAAAUGUGGAGGGAGAAUGGAUCCCUCUGAAUCCGAUUCAACAGCUGUUUCGAACUCCAUCAAAGAUCCAGAACUGGGAAAUCAGUCAGCUUCUUCCCUCUCUAGUUCCCAUCACGAUCCUGAAACGUCAGAUCUCAAUCCCAGGGAUGAGACUGAUGCCCUUCAGGAAGACCUUCAGGAUAAGUUGGAUUUGAAGGAUAAGGAUGAAGGGGACGAAGAGGAAAAGGGGAAGAAAGAUUCUGAAUUUGAUGAUGGUAAAGAAGUAAGUGGUAUAGCUGGUACUGGAGAAUCUGAGAAGGAACAAGUUUUCAAUGAACAUAACCAGAAUUGGAAUGGAAAUGAGGACGAUGGUUGGGGGGAGAAUGUGAACGAGAGUGAGAAUGAUAAUUUUGGUUUGGAUAAUGUAACUGUCGGUGAUAAGGUGGAGAAGAACGAUGGGGAAAGCAGCAGUAGAGCACACCAGUACCCGGUGAGGCCCGAAGCUGAAGAUUGUGCGUUUUAUCUCAAGACUGGAACUUGCAAAUUUGGGUUUAACUGCAAGUUUAAUCACCCUCUUAGGAAGAAAAUCAAGGUUGUUAAGGAGAAGGGAAAAGAAAGAGAAGAAUCAGGAGAAAGAUCAGGGCAGACUGAAUGCAAGUAUUAUCUAAAGUCAGGAGGUUGUAAAUACGGAAAGGCUUGUAAAUUUAACCACACCAGAGGAAAAUGUUCUCCAACCACUAUUUUAGAACUUAACUUUCUCGGCCUGCCUAUUCGUCUGGGGGAGAAAGAGUGCCCCUAUUAUAUGCGUACUGGCUCUUGUAAGUUUGGAGCAAACUGCAAAUUCAAUCACCCUGAUCCUACUACUGUUGGAGGAAGUGAUCCUCCUUCAACAUUUGCUAAUGGUGGGGCUGUUUCUUUACAAGGUGUAUCUCAGCCAUCUAUACCCUCUUGGUCUUCUCCAAGAACAUUCAAUGAAACUGCCCCGUUUGUGCCAAUGAUGAUUCCACCUGUUCAAGGGGUUUCUCCCCAAAGUUCUGAUUGGAAUGGAUAUCAGGCACCUGUCUACCUACCUGAGAGGACUAUGCACCCACCAUCUCCAUACAUUGUGAACAGCCCAGCUAUUGAAACAAAUGUCUUUAUGCAUCAUCCGAAGCAGAUGCAGGUUGAAGAGUUUCCAGAAAGGCCUGGUGAACCAGAGUGCAGUUACUACUUAAAAACUGGCCAUUGCAAAUUUAAAUCUAAUUGUAAAUUUCACCAUCCAAAGAACCGCAGUACAAGACCUCUAUGCACUCUAAGUGACAAGGGUCUGCCUUUGAGACCUCAGGACCAGAGUGUCUGCUCGCACUAUAGUCGCUAUGGAAUAUGCAAAUAUGGGCCGUCUUGUAAGUUUGACCACCCAACAAACCUAUCGCCGUCAAACAUGGCUGGACUGGAUCAGGAAUCCUCCUGCACAGACUUUGCUAGUGUGGAAGUAGCUGAGAUGGCUGGAAGUAGAGGUGCAGGUGACUCCGCAGUUAAGCAACCUGUGUAAACAUUUUCCAUGGCGGAUCCUCUAACUUUCAGGAUGCGUACUGCCCAGAAUUUGUAAUUUUUCUUAAGGAUAUGAUAAAUUUGUUACUCUUUCCAUUUCUGCACGAUGCGGCACAAGCUUUGCAAAGAAUAGCGAGAUAUUAUAUAAAUAACUAUUUAUUAGAACUUAGAAGUUACAUUAUCGUC